AUGGCUAUCGCAAAGUUCUUCGCCCUGCUUGUGCAAAGCAUCAUCCAGUGCCCGCAGAUGGUGGGUGAUGAGCUGGAUAAGGCCACGCGCGAGCGCAUGGAGCAGCGUGCGGAGCAUCUGAGCCGGGAGAUGACUCGGCUGCUGCAGGAGCUGGAGCAGAGGAGCCUGGAGCAGAGCAUCAGGGAGCAGAGGACUCAGGAGCAGAGCAGCAUGGCCUGGGGAGCCCUGCUCUUUGCUGCCUUGCAGCACUGGCAGUUCUGGGCCAUUGCUGGGGUCCUGGUCAUGCUGUUCGGGCUCUGCUGGUGGCUCAGGAAAAGGAGCCAUGAGGCAGGCAACAGCAGUGAUGAGGAGAGCUCCAACAGUGACGAGGAGAGCUCCAACAGUGACAGGGAGCAGCUGGAGGAGGAGGAGCAGGAAGAAGAUGACGAUGACGAUGAUGCAAAUGACCUGGGAAGGUUUUUUGAGGAGCACAUCCAGUGGCCAGUGCAGAACCUGGCCACAGAUUGCCAGCAGGCGCAGGACCUGGUGUGCAACUUCAUCCUUGUCUUCAGAGAGCUCUUGGUAAAUAGUUUCUUCCCGGUGCUGCAAGCAGAAAUUGCGGUGGGCAGCGCCUUUGAAGGUUGGAGUCACCAUGAGAAAGACAUCGUCUACCGUCUCUUCGUGCCCCUGAAGCCCCCCCAUGGACACGCCUUCCACCUGGAGCUGCGCACUGCGGGGGAGAUGACGGCGAGGAACUUUGGCGUCCGCGUGGAGCUGGUGUGCACCUGCAUGAGGGAGCAGCUGCCAGGAGAGAUGCUGUGCUUCCUCCACCACUCCGAGGAGGAGCUGAGGAGGAAUCAGGAUCCCAGCCUCCUACACACCCUCUGCACCAAUUCCUACCUAGAUGUGCAGAAAACUGCCCGCUGGUUCCAUCAAUUGGUGAAAGCUGCCUGGGUGGUUUUGCCUCAGUCGUCCAUAUACUGUCUAACAGUGCUGCCCUCCAGCCGCUCCUGCAAAUUCCAGGUGACAAAACACAACACCCAAAACCUCGUCAUUGAGAUCAUCUUUGGGGUGCAGCAAGGUGACUCAGACAUCUUCCUGAGCAGCCAGGCUACAGAGGCCAUCUUCACUCCAAACACGACGUGGCCAGAGACCUACGCUGUGGCAGAGGCAAAGUUCUUCAGCUAUAUAGCCAGGCAGGCCCCGCAUGACAGCUUCCACCUCAAAUGCCUGCAGCUCUGCGCCCGCAUCCUGGUGGGCACAGGCUUUUCCACCUAUACCUUCAAGACUGCUAUGAUGCACCUCCUGAUCACCAUACCCCUGUCAUGCUGGCGCAGGAGGGAUUUCCUGCUGCGACUGGAGGAUAUCAUGCAGUACCUGCACUGCUGCCUGAAGGAGAAACGCCUCAACCACUUCUUCUUUGGCAACCAGAACGUGCCCGAGGAGAUCCUCUUGCCCCCAGCCUUCCGAAUGGCUGAGCCAUUCAACCUCUUCCAGCACCUGGCGCAGUAUCCGGCCACCCAUGCCAAGGCACUGCGUGAGUUCAUGGAGCUGCAAAAGCGGCUUACAAGACUGGUCUUCUAUGGACACUGA
Molecule: messenger RNA, 1572 nt
Organism: Grus americana (Whooping crane)
Lineage: Eukaryota; Metazoa; Chordata; Aves; Gruiformes; Gruidae
Product: inositol 1,4,5-trisphosphate receptor-interacting protein-like 1
Exons: 1
Coding region: 1-1572 (523 amino acids)
Cellular component (GO): membrane
Source: RefSeq, a predicted model, not a curated record